GUGCUCCGUUACUAAGCAACGGCGAACGCUGUCAGCGUGCUGGCGACUAGCUUGUGUGCCAGCUGGGCUAGGAAGGUUAGCCCCCAGAGCUAGCAGGGCAGAGAGAAACCCUAGACAUGGAUGACGAUGAUGAUCUGGACGAACUCCUGGACGAAGUAGAGAAAAAGUUCUGUCGCGACGUUUCUGUCGCGUCGUCAGCUCGCGGGGUCUCGAGCGAGGCCGGAAAACGUGGAAAAACCACCGACGGUCCGAGAAAACACAGUGCCACGAAACCUGAAGAACCGGUAAGAAGCAUCACUGAGGAUAUUGACGCCCUUCUGGAAGAAUUACUGGAGGAGGACCGCGGUAAUUCACCUCAACCAAAGAGUGAACCAUUUCCUAAAGGACCACAAGUGGAGAAGAAGCCUUCAUCUCAGUCUGGAGGGAGGAAGUGCUGUCCCGUGUUCCUUGGCGGGAGCUCUGUCACAAAUGGUGUUGGAACGGCCACGUCCAAGAGGUCCUGUGACCAGUUGAGGUGUACUUCCUGUGACUUCAGGGUGCUGACGUUUGAUGACUGUGAGUGGGACUUGUCCUGUGAUUACCUGUUCCUCAGGAACAACACGCCGGACCGCCAGAAGCUCGGAGCCAAGCUGAAGAAGAGGAAGGGUGUGCGGGCUUACGCCUGCCAGUGCAGCUGGUUCUCCUCCUCAGAGCCGACAGACCUCAGGGACCAGCCUCAGCUCAGAUGGGUCUGCGGAAAACACCUGGACUGAUUUUCACUCCUAGCUGCUGCAAAGCAAGUGCUAAAACUUCCCAUCCCAGAGUUUAUGAUCACUUACCUGAUAUAACGUCAGCAUGGAGGUAUGCACUGAUAACACUACAAAACAUCUCUAAAAAAGAUUCAAGGUAUCAACGCACUUUUUUAAAGAGCUUUUAGGUUUGAUUUUUAUUGAUCUAAGAAACUUUCUGUAUAAUACGACCAUAUGAUUCAUACGGGAUUUACAUGACGCUGGUCAGUUAUACACAUAUGGAAAUAAUUUUGUACAAACUCUGAAAUUAAAACAGUUCAA
Messenger RNA from Xiphias gladius (swordfish), 1049 nucleotides. It is a transcript of the gene cfap418, whose product is annotated as chromosome 22 C8orf37 homolog. Lineage: Eukaryota; Metazoa; Chordata; Actinopteri; Istiophoriformes; Xiphiidae. Bases 117 to 752 code for a protein of 211 amino acids. The transcript is spliced from 6 exons. The record is from RefSeq and is a predicted model, not a curated record. Gene Ontology annotation, cellular component: cytosol.